UGCUGUAAUGGCCGCCGUCUGGCGUUGUCGGUGAAUUGUCUAUCGUCUUUAUAGAAUUAAAUAAAAGUGGGAGAUACCGCUUUAUCACUUUACGUAAAUCCAGUUCUAUUCAACAUUUACCGAAAGUGGAAAGUGUCCGCUAGUUGUGUAUUAAAAAAUCUUACGGUGUUUAUAACGAAAAAUAAAUUCCGACUUUAAACUUCGUUGUAAUUCAUCGGAACAGAAGUUCAUUUAUUUCUGUUUAUCUCAAUUCACAGUGACUGUUGUGUAAACUCCAGUGAAAAAAAAAAAGUUUAAAAUUUUUCGUUUUUAAAUCAUCUCUGCUGUGCUUUAUAAUUUAUAUAUAUAAAAAAAAAAUGUGUAUACAAAAAUAUUCAAUGUUACCAGUUCGUUAUUGAAAUUUCUAUAGUAAUAUUAGUUUCGAUUUUUGGAUGGUAAACAAAAGUGACAGGAGAAGAGAGAGAGAUUUCUUUUUACUAUUAUCGUAUCUAAUUUUUUGGAUGUGCUUCAAAAACGUCAAUUAAAUAGAAAUCUUCAUUGGAUUAAGUAAAUGACAAGUGUUUCCUUUAACAGAGUUUCAAGAAGAUUUUUAAUAAUCUAAAAAUAUGAAGAUUCAAGAUGUGCCAAAUUUAGUGUCAAAUUCCUGAUAAUUUUUUUCCCUUAAUAAUAAUAAUGAAAUCAAGAAUAGAUUAGCCAAAGAACAAUAAUAAAUAUCUUCCAAAAGUCUAAAAGAGUGCACUUAGAAUGAUACUCAUUCCAAGGAUCUCACUGCCAAAACUUUCACCAAUUUCCGAACAAAACUUAGAAAAUCAUCAUUUAAUAAUAAAAAUCAGAUCAAAUAAUCGACGAAUUGUGUGAUUAUUAUUAUUAAUUUUUUUUUUUUUUUUUUUUUUUUUUUUUUUUUCGGGGAAAAUUGAGCAUGUUUGGUAAAGUGCCUCCAUCGAAUACACCAGGUCCACCCAUUGUUGUAUCAUCAAAAAAAUUGGGUAAAUCAUCUGAGGACGGACCUGCAAUUGACAUUGAUGACAACAAGUCAUCCUGGAAAUUAAAAAAUCCAGAGACAAUUAUUAAGGAUUUAUCGUGUGAUAUUCAGCCUUCCAAUAAUUUAUCAGAAAUUUCAAGAUUCUAUAAAACAGAAACAAUGUGUUUAAAAAAUUCUCCAGCGUGUGCCAACGCAAAAACUCCCUCCAAAGAGUCGAGAAAAAAUUUAUCUAAUCCAAAACUUGGCUCCUCAUUAAAUAUUGUUCACAGAUGUUCCUCAAAUCCAAAUUGUCCUAGUGUAUCAAACAAUGGUGCUUCCAAAUCGUCCAAAACUUCCUCUUUCUCAAAUUUGGCAUGCCUAAAUCAUAAUAAUGAAACGGUAUCCAAAAUUGUCAGAAAGUCAUCGAUGCCAAACCGUGAAUACUCCGAUGAUGAUGAUGAUGAUGAUGAUGAUGAGGAUAUAUUGAGAAUUAGCGAUAAUCAAUUAGUUAAUAGAGAUCAAUCAAGAAUUGUUCCACCUCCAGUUGCCAAGUCAACACCCAAUAAUAGAUCUUCCGAAAUUGAUUCGCCUGAUGGUCUUCUAAAUAUCGAAAACAUUCAACAAGUAUCUCGUGAUCUUUCCACAAUAUUAUCACCAGUUAUACGCUCUGAUGUUAAUACAACAGAAUCACGACGUAAUAAAAUAAAAUCAACACUUCCAAAUAAUAGUAGUAGUAGUAGUAUUUGUUCGGGAAAAAUUGAUUUCACAACAUUGACAUCAUCGAAAAUGUCCGAUAUUGAUAAUAGAAAAAAUUGUACGAAUUUUACACGUGAAUUACCAACUGAAUUACAAUCAAGUCCAAGAAGUUAUAAGGAUCGUGAAAAAUGUCGCGAUCCAUGGCGACCAACCGAAAUGGAAGGAACAAUAACAAAUUUAAAUAUUUAUUCAGCUGAUGCAUCACAGGAAUCUGGAACUAAAAGAAGAACUGGAGCAUCAUGUCAAGCAUUGAGGCAUGCUGUUGCAUCUUUAAAUCGUCUCGAUGAUUUCUACAUGGAGAAAAUUGGCUCUGGAUUCUUCUCUGAAGUAUUUAAGGUCACCCACAAAGUAACUAGUCAGGUGAUGGUCCUGAAAAUGAACCAACUUCCGGCCAACAGACCUAACAUGCUCAAGGAGGUCCAGCUGAUGAAUAAACUCAGUCACCCAAAUAUUCUAAGAUUUAUGGGAGUUUGCGUCCACGAGGGUCAAUUGCACGCCCUUACAGAAUACAUUAAUGGAGGAAGUUUAGAGCAGCUGAUAAUGUCAAAACAAAUACGAUUGCCACAUUUAAUAAGAAUGAAUUUGGCACGCGAUGUAGCGCGAGGGAUGUCCUAUUUACAUAGUCGAGGAAUUUUUCAUCGUGAUUUAACAUCGAAAAAUGUUCUUAUAAAAAAAGAUGAAAAUUCCGGUGAUAUGAGUGCUGUUGUUGGGGAUUUUGGUUUAGCAGCUAAAAUUCCCGAUCCAAAUUCUGGCUAUCGAUUGAGCACUGUUGGCAGUCCAUAUUGGAUGUCACCAGAAUGUCUCAAGGGUCAAUGGUACGAUCAUCGUUCCGAUAUAUUUUCAUUUGGAAUUGUUGUCUGUGAAUUAAUCGGUCGAGUGCCCGCUGAUCCUGAUGUUUUACCACGCUCGGAUAAUUUUGGUCUCGAUUAUUUAGCAGUCGCUGAAAUUUGUGCAGCUGCCGAUCCACCACCUGCCUUUUUACAACUAGCCUUCCAUUGUUGCACGUAUGAACCAAAAUCACGACCAACAUUUCCGGAGAUUGUAUCGACACUGGAUAAUUUAGUUGCAAAUUACGAGGAGGAGAGUAAGGGAAAUAAAACUGAUUCUGGUUUAAUGUCAAGUGUUGAGGAAAUUGUACGUGAGGGACGAUCAAUGAAAAGAAGAGCGGUGAGAUUAAGAAGUCAUUCGGCGGAUGCUAGGGGUUGUGAUAAUGCAACGCCUUCCGAUAAGGCGAGAUGUCAUUUAACGAGAAGAGUCGCUGAACUUGCGAGUAGAAGAGAUCCACAUUAUAGACCAAUGACUGCAAAUCCAUUUCAUGCAUUGGGUGGUGUUAAGAAAAUACUUGGUGAUUUAUUUUCAAGUUGUUUGGAGCUACCUAGUUUGGAGGAUGUACGACCAAGUUGUACCGAUGGUGUCAAUUCUUCUAAAUUUAAACCCGCUCAAAAUGACAGCAUUGCAAAAAUUCUCGAGAGAAAGAAACCAAGCUCCGAGCCGAGUAGUCCAACAGCUAGAAAAAAAUGGGAAAAAAAGGUUGCUACAAAAGUCGGCGCUGCUUGUCUAUUUGCACAUCCACUAUUCAGAGAUGGAUGGGAACCAAGACGACGUGGAAGUUGUGAAUCAGGUUUUUGGAGUUGCGUUGGCGAAGAUUUAAGUCCAGAGCCACCAAAUCGACGACAUGCAUCAACAUUAAGUAGUUCAGCAGCAAGUAGUUUAUUUCUUCUCGAUGAUCAUAGAACAAGUUCAAUUUACACUGAUUCCUCGGAGGAUAUUGCAAGUUUAGGUGGUGGUGAUUCAUGUUGGGAGGAUAGAUUAAGUGGUAUUGGAUCGACAAGUAAAACAAUAUCAAAAAUUGUCGAAUAUUUCGAGAGAAAACAAUCGACUGGAGGUAGUUUAAAAUUAAGUGAUCAUGGAUUCGAUGUGGGUCCUAAUCGAAUGGCUUUAUUGCGAGCGAGCUUAGAGGGAUCAAUGCCUUUUUGCAAUAUUUCGGCGGCUCAACGACUUGUUGUUUGUGAAGGCGCUGUUAGAAGUAAAUUGCCUCUUUUUGAUAAAAAAUUAUGAAACAGAUUUUUCGAUGCUUUGUAAUUUUUUUUUUUUUUUUUUUUUAAACAGUAAUAUAGCCAAUUGAUCAUUACAGUAAUUGAUUACAACUAGUGAUAAAUUUAAAAAAAAAUCGAUACUAGUGUAAAAAAUUACUGUUAGUUGAUAAAAAUUUUAUUCAUUACCAAAAAAAAAAAAAAAAAAUGAGCCUGUUACGCAUAAAAGGAAAGUAAAAAAAAAAUGCUCAUAAAUUUAAUUGACUGUGAUGUUACUUUUUUACGACUCAAACGUAUUUCUUGAAUUAAAUUCCAAAUGUGAAUUUAUUUAUUAACAAUGGGGAUAUAUAGAACUUUUAUGCGCAACAUGCAAGUGAUCUGCAGCA
Messenger RNA from Leptopilina boulardi, 4136 nucleotides. RefSeq names its product probable LIM domain-containing serine/threonine-protein kinase DDB_G0287001 (gene cdi). Gene Ontology annotation, molecular function: ATP binding; protein serine/threonine kinase activity. The transcript has 6 exons. The coding region runs from base 920 to 3775 and encodes 951 amino acids. The record is from RefSeq and is a predicted model, not a curated record. Gene Ontology annotation, cellular component: cytoplasm; nucleus. Lineage: Eukaryota; Metazoa; Arthropoda; Insecta; Hymenoptera; Figitidae. Gene Ontology annotation, biological process: actin cytoskeleton organization; protein phosphorylation.